Molecule: messenger RNA, 1130 nt
Organism: Frankliniella occidentalis (western flower thrips)
Lineage: Eukaryota; Metazoa; Arthropoda; Insecta; Thysanoptera; Thripidae
Product: atrial natriuretic peptide receptor 3
Exons: 5
Coding region: 35-811 (258 amino acids)
Molecular function (GO): signaling receptor activity; peptide hormone binding
Source: RefSeq, a predicted model, not a curated record
UGUGUCUGGUUGUGUCGCAGCGCCGGUGGGGAGGAUGGUCAAGUUUUGGAACACGCCGCUGCUGACGGUGGGCGCGCUCACGCAUGACUUCUCCCAGAAGAAGACGAGCUGCGACGACGAGUACCACAUGCUGACCCGAGUCGGGUCGCUCGGCUUCCGGGACGUGGCGCUCUUCCUCGUCUCUGUCAUGGACCAUUACUCGUGGCGACGCGUCAUGCUGGUGUACGACAAGGACGGCUACCGGCGCGUCUCCGGGGAGCACACGUGCAAGCUCAUGAUGGAGGCCCUGGUCAAGCGGCUCAAGCAGCACAACCUGCAGUUCCGCGCCUUCGACACGGAGAAGGCGGCCAACCAGGGCGUCAAGGAGCACCUCCGCCGGGAGGUGGGCAACGACUUUAGCGCGAGGAAAGGGCGACAUGAGAUGUUCCAGGAUUUACCCGGCCAGUUGGGGCUCCAGUUCUUCCUCGUCGGGCGGAGCGCUGGGGAUGGUCAGCUCCACGCCGCCGUUGCGAGCCAGGACACGCCCACGAGCUGCCGCCACGCCCCGCCAUGUCUGUUAUGCCCUCGGUGCGGGGAGCGUUCUUCUCGCUCGGCGCGUCUCCUCCUGCGAUGCGCAGCUAGCGGCCGACGACAGCCCGCCACGCCCGGCCACGCCUCCCACGAGCCGUUGCACAAGCGCGGCUGGCAUGGCGGCAUGGGUCUGGUCCCGGCGCUGCUGGGGCCCAGGGCCUUGCGCGCUGCUCGGGGCCGGCGGCGGCGCGGACAGCUAGCUGAGCGGCUCGCCGAGCGGGCUCAAGGGCCAGCGGGAUGAAGCCGGGGCCCCUCCUGCUGCUGGUCGCGGCCGUCCUGGCGGGCGCGGCGCGGGCCGCCAGCGCGCCCAGGACGCUCAACCUGGCCCUGAUCGCGCCCGGCCAGGGCAACAACGACCGCAACCUGCCGCACAUCCUGCCCGCCAUGGACCUGGCCAUCAGGGCCGUCAGCCACCCCGCCGACGGCAUCCUGCCCGGCUGGAGCAUCUCGCUGCGGCACCGGGACUCGCAGUGCUCGUCCACGUACGGGCCGCUGGCCGCCUUCGACUUCGUCAUGAAUAGGACUGUGGGUGAGUACCUACCUAGCCAGCCCGUUCUGGG